CAUUUAGCUCACUUUCCAGCAUGCGAGGAGGCAUUACUUUGGCAGUCCUCGUCGCGGAGCGAGAAGGUCGUCGCGACGACAGGGAGCUAAGUCGCAGAUGAACCUUUUGAGCAGCCCGAUGCACCGAGCCCUCCGGGAACCCCAGUGCGGCGCCGCCUCCCGCCCCCCCCGCCUCGGCGAGCCGCCGGCACCGGGGGCUGCGGCCAGGGGGGCCUCCUCCAAGGCGGUCCGAGAACUCAGCGCCGAGGAGCAGCAGGAACUGAGGAGGAAGAUCAACAGCCGCGAAAGGAAGAGGAUGCAGGACCUCAACGUGGCCAUGGACGCCCUGAGGGAGGUGAUGGUGCCUUACGCCUCCUCCGCCCCCGCCUCAGCGCCGCCCCACCCGGCGGGACGCCGCCUGUCCAAGAUCUCCACGCUGGUGCUGGCGCGCAACUACAUCCUGCUGCUGGGCUCCUCCUUGCAAGAGAUGCGGCAGCUCUUGGGCGAGCUGAGCGCGGGGGCGGCGGCGGCGGCGGCCGGGGCGGGGCCCGGCCCGCGGCUGCUGCUGACGGGGGGCUGGCCCCUCGUCUCGGGUCCCGGGCGGCCGCUCCUCGGCCGAGAGCCUUUCCCCGCCUCCUCGGGCGCCUCGCCCCCCUCGCUCGCCGCCCUCAAAGGUCCCGUGCUGUCCCCCGGCCCCCCGGAGAGCCCGCUCGCCGUCGCGCACUGGGGCUCGGGGCCGGCCUCGGGGCCGCCCCUCUGCCUGUGCGGCGCGUGCGGGCCGGUCGGCUUCGGGCGGCCGGCCCCUCCCGCCAGGUUCCCGAAGUGACGCCGAA
Molecule: messenger RNA, 812 nt
Organism: Hippocampus zosterae (dwarf seahorse)
Lineage: Eukaryota; Metazoa; Chordata; Actinopteri; Syngnathiformes; Syngnathidae
Gene: olig1
Product: oligodendrocyte transcription factor 1
Exons: 1
Coding region: 98-805 (235 amino acids)
Molecular function (GO): protein dimerization activity
Source: RefSeq, a predicted model, not a curated record